This is a messenger RNA of Carya illinoinensis, 2787 nucleotides long. RefSeq lists its product as uncharacterized. Lineage: Eukaryota; Viridiplantae; Streptophyta; Magnoliopsida; Fagales; Juglandaceae. The transcript is spliced from 5 exons. The coding region runs from base 1 to 2787 and encodes 928 amino acids. The record is from RefSeq and is a predicted model, not a curated record.
AUGCCCAACAUAGACAAUAACAUCAUCGAACGCUGCAUGUGUGUGGAUCCCACCCACAAGAUAGUACGCCAAAAAAGAAGGUCGUUUAGUGCGGAGAAGUAUGCUGCCAUUAACAAGGAAGUAAAGAGAUUACUUGUUGUUGGGUUCAUCAAAAAAGCUCAUUACCCAGAGUGGUUAUCCAACAUUGUCUUGGUUGUGCCAUUCGGAUUGAAGAAUGCAGGGACAACUUACCAAAGGUUGGUUAAUCGUAUGUUCAAUGAGCAGAUUGGGAAAUCUGUAAAGGUGUAUGUAGAAGACUUGUUAGUGAAGAGUAAGGAACCCAUCAGGCAGCUUGACGACCUGCGAGUGGCAUUUGGAAUCUUACGCCGUUACAGAAUGAGACUAAAUCCUGCAAAAUGUGCUUUUGAAGUUGAGUCAAGAAAGUUCUUCAGAUUUAUCAUAUCUGAAAGAGGAAUUGAGGCCUCUUCAAAGAAGAUAGAAGCCAUACUCAACAUGAAGCUGCCAAGAAAUCUGAACGAAACUCAUCGGUUAGCAGGCAGGAUGGAUAAGAGUUGGAUGCAAAUCACUGAUAGAUUUGGAUCUAGGGAAUAUGCCAAAGGAAUUAAGGAGUUUCUUACCUUGGCCCAAUCUCAUGCUACAAGUGAGGUAGAGAGACACUUGUUCAUUAAAGGUAUUGACAAGAAUUAUACGGUGUGGAUUUUUCAUGGUGAGGAAAAAGAUUUAAUUAUAAGUGAUGAUGAUGAUGAUCUACAUGAUCUCGAACAAGAGGAUGACUUCAUUGAUAACGUUGAUGUUAUGUUACGAGAUAUUCGGGCUGGGAAAUUUCCUGAUGUUCCCAUAACUGAGUCAUUCCAUGCUGAGGAUUCGUCAUCAGUUGAUAUUAAUUCAUCUCGUACUUUCAAUCAAUUGUUGGCUGAUUCUCGACGUCCUCUUUAUGAAGGUUGUACAAAGUAUUCUAAACUAUCAUUCACUAUCAAGUUACUGCACAUUAAAACACUUGGUGGUUGGAGUGUAAAAUAUUUUGACAUGUUUUUGCACUUGCUAAAGUCAGCUUUUCCUAAUGCUCUUUUGCCAAUCUCAUAUAAAGAGUCACGUAACUUGGAAAAAGGCUUAGGCUUUACCUACAACAAGAUACAUGUUUGUUCGAAUGACUGCAUACUUCAUUGGAGGAAAUAUGCCGAUAAAGAUGAAUGUCCUAAGUGUAAACUCUCUAAGUGGAAAUUUAGCGGAAGUAAGAAGAGACGAAUUCCUCAAAAGGUUCUACGACAUUUCCCGUUGAAACCCAGGUUGCAGAGAUUAUUUAUGUCACAAAAAACAGCAGCUGAUAUGCGGUGGCACAAGGAUCAGCGAGUCAUUCAGCAGGGGAUUCUAAGCCAUCCUGCUGACUUUGAGGUGUGGACAACAUUUGAUCAAGAGCAUGCUUGGUUUGUAGAAGAUCCAAGAAAUAUCCAUUUUUUUAUCACUUCACUCUUGAUUCCUGGACCAAGAUCACCAGGAAAUGAAAUUGAUGUCUAUCUUCAACAUUUGAUAGAUGAAUUGAUUGAUCUAUGGGAUAAUGGUGUUGGUACAUACGAUACGAAGGCCAAUGAGACUUUCCAAUUGCAUGCAACAUUAUUGUGGACAAUCAACGACUUUCCUGCUUAUGGAAACCUUUCCGGGUGGAGUACUAAGGGGAAAGUGGCUUGUCCAUCGUGUAAAGAACAAACAGAUUCCAUGUGGUUGACAUAUAGUCGAAAACAUUACUACAUGUGUCAUCGUCGAUUCUUGCCAUCGAGCCAUAUCUGGAGAAAGAAAAAGACUAUUUUUAAUGGUAAUACAGAGCAUCGUGACCCACCUACUGUGUAUUCUGGAGAAGACAUACUCAUUCAACUCCAAAAUAUUCGUGAUGCAAAUUUUGGUAAAGCUAUGAAAAAAAGAAAGCGUACUAUAGAGGAGUUCAAUUGGACAAAAAAAAGUAUCUUCUUUCAAUUACCAUAUUGGCCGACCAUAAAGAUUAGGCAUAAUCUAAAUGUAAUGCACAUUGAGAAGAACAUUUGUGACAAUAUCAUAGGAACUUUAAUGAAUAUCUUGGGCAACAGUAAAGAUCAUCCUAAUACAUGUCGUGAUCUUUUCAAUCUCAACAUAAGGAAUGAGUUACACCUUAUUCAGGAUGGACAACGCAUUAGCAUGCCACAUGCAUGUUAUACACUAUAUGGAGUUGAGCGAACUGGUUUCUGUAGUUGGUUGCAUGAUGUGAAAUUUUCAGAUGGUUUCGCUUCGAACAUUGCCAGAUGUAUUAGUGUGCCUGAUUGCAAAAGCUCAGGAAUGAAAAGUCAUCAUUGUCACAUUUUCAUGCAAAGAUUACUUCAUGCUGCAAUUUCUGGAUACUUACGCCAAGAUGUACGAUUGACAUUAAUUGAGUUGAGCACUUUUUUCAAAGAAUUACAUGCUAGAACAUGUAGGGUUGAUAUCUUAGAGAAGCUUCAAGCUGAUAUCGCUAUCAUUCUAUGCAAGCUGGAGAUAAUUUUUCCGCCUACCUUCUUCGAUAUAAUGGUGCACUUAGCCUACCAUUUGCCACAUGAGGCGCUACUUGCAGGGUCAGUUCAAUAUAGGUGGAUGUACCCUUUCGAGAGGUAUUUUAGAAAAUUCAAAAGAUAUGUUAAGAAUAAGCCCUACCCAGAAGGUUCAAUCGCUGAGGCCUACAUCCAUGUAGAAUGCUCGAAUUUUUGUUCCAUGUACCUCAACGAUGUUGAGACUAGAUUCAAUCCUCCUGAGCAUAAUGUUGAUGAAGGAGAUGAGGGUGUAUGA